AUGAGAAUGACUAGCAUGAGUCCUACGCAACGGGAGUCACCUUUGAAGCAGUCGCGGCAGCAGAACUCUGCCUCGCUAAGCCGCCGCCUCGUUGAGGAUUACCACCGCUCCGUUGCGUAUUCCAUCGGCGAGCUGCCAUCGCACCGCACAUUCUCCGACCGCUACGGAAAUCUAAAGGGGGCCCCCGUCGCCACGCGCCGUGACGGGUCUCCAAAGGGAGUGACCGCUGCCGCUGCAGCGGCAGCAGCAGCAUCAGGCACUGCAUCUGACCCUCUGCAGUGGUAUUUUGACCGCGCAGACACAGAGGAGGCCGCUGGGAAACUGCGUGACGCGCAAAAGUUUCUGCAGGCGGCUCUUGAACAACUGCAGCGCUCUGAAAGCAGUCCUACAGGAUCUACGAUGAAUACUAUGAGCAGUUCGGAGAAGAAGGCGGAGCAAGACCGAGUGCGGGCGGCUGCCAUCCUGAUACGCCUCGGUAAGUUGUCGAUGCGACAGAAUGAACACCAGGAAGCCCUCGAUUUUUUUACGCUCAGUAGCCAUAUCGACCCGCUUGCCACGGACACGUAUGCACUGCGGGGAGCUUGUCAUGAGUAUCUCGAAAAUCACGCCGCGGCCUACAAGGAGUAUGAGAAGUACCUCAGCCUAAGCCCACCUACAAUGGCUGUCCUAGCGCACACAAGUCAAUGUGCGCUAAAGGCUGACCGGUAUGAAGCGGCGGAGCGACACCUUCACGAUUUACUUCUGCUGACAAAAGGGGCGUCUGCUUCCGUUUCGUUGUCUCCUAGUAGCCAUUCAAAUCGUUUUGAUUCUCCGAGCUUCUACGAGGCUCACGCGUACUACUGCCUAGGACUUGUAAAAGAUAAACAAGCAGCAGCCAUCUCUGAGACUUCAGUGAGGUUUUCAAAAGCUGAAGAGUUGAUGCAUGAGGCGCGCACUUUGUAUGAACGGGCAGCUUCAAACUCGGCGUACGUGUGCGCUCACGAGGAUGCUGCCGAGAGUGCUAUGGCAGUGCAGGAUGCGUCACUGGCGUUAGAGAACCUGCGGCACCUCCAGCAUUUGCGUAAGAGCUGCGCGCAGUACUACUCCCGUGCGGCGGAUGUGUAUGCAAUGAUUAACGACACUUCAUCGGAGGUGGAGGAGCUUUCCAAAGCGCUUGACCAGCGGCAAUCCGUGUUGGAGCGUCGGCAAACACUUCUCCGCCGUGCUGCUGUGUAUGCGAUAAAGCUGCAGAAUCUUGACAAUGCUAUUGUGGACUUAUCACUCUUGUUGAGUCUACCGGGGGAUGACCACUGCACGGCGAUGGCAUACCUGCAGCGUGCCAGGGCUUUCCAACAGCGCAGCUACGAGCGCUCACAGAGUUCGCGUGAGGACGUUGCCGCUGCCCUGCGCGACUAUGACGAUUUUGUGGAGGCCGCGUUGAGGCGCCCAGAAGAGCUGCCGGCUCCACCGGAAUGCAUUACCGAGGCAAUGCUCAUCCUCGCCAAUGGGGCAUUUGAGGAGAAGAACUAUGGUCGCGCAGCCCACUUCUUUGCGCGGGCUGUUGCGCGUGGGUGGCAGCCCAAGGAGCCUCUUCCGCAAGCGCGCCGUCAGCCCAAGAAAGCCUCCAAAGCGUCGCCUUGUUCUUUGUACAUGCAACAAACAGAGAUGAAUCUUCUUGCGAAGAUGUACGUGGCGAUCGCCCACACUGUGAUUGACCACUUCCCUAUUGUUGAUGAGAUGUUCAAGGUGCCGUACGAGCAGCGCGAGAAACCGUUUCUUCCGGUUGUGCCCGAGUCAAAGAAGUCCAAAGCUGCUGAACGGAAGGAGGCGGAGAAGCCAUUGGUAGCGGUCCCUGUGGUGGGCUACCAAGUGGUAGAGGAGCAAUACCAGCGGCUGCGCGCUCUAGAGCCAACCGUCUUCUCAUCUCUGCAGUAUGAACUCCUAGAGCUAUGGGAGCCGUAUCGGACGGAGGUGGAGCGAAUGCGGGAGGACCUGAUGCUUACACGGAGUGGGAAAAAAGUCAAGCGGCGGUGA
Trypanosoma grayi is the source of this 2013-nucleotide messenger RNA. RefSeq lists its product as hypothetical. Lineage: Eukaryota; Euglenozoa; Kinetoplastea; Trypanosomatida; Trypanosomatidae. The transcript has a single exon. The record is from RefSeq and is a predicted model, not a curated record. Bases 1 to 2013 code for a protein of 670 amino acids. Gene Ontology annotation, molecular function: protein binding.